Erinaceus europaeus (western European hedgehog) is the source of this 2123-nucleotide messenger RNA. It is a transcript of the gene CNTFR, whose product is annotated as ciliary neurotrophic factor receptor. Gene Ontology annotation, biological process: cytokine-mediated signaling pathway. Gene Ontology annotation, cellular component: external side of plasma membrane; CNTFR-CLCF1 complex; membrane. The transcript is spliced from 11 exons. NCBI's taxonomy places the organism in Eukaryota, Metazoa, Chordata, Mammalia, Eulipotyphla, Erinaceidae. The coding region runs from base 358 to 1482 and encodes 374 amino acids. Gene Ontology annotation, molecular function: ciliary neurotrophic factor receptor activity; cytokine binding. The record is from RefSeq and is a predicted model, not a curated record.
CGAGGAGCCGGUGCAGAGCGGGCGGCGGCGGCGGCAGCGGAGGCGGCGGCUCCAGUCGGCACGGCGCGGGGCUCGGCGGCGGGAUUCGGCGGCGGUGCUCGCUCUGCGCACCCUGCCUCGCUCCCAGCCGGGGACGGUCGGAGGGCGCAGCGCGGAGCCCCGGCAGCCCGAGGGCGCGAGUUCAGCCUUGUCACAUCAUCCCGCCCCCCUGGUCUUGCAAGUCCUGGGAAGAGUUUGGUCUGCAGGAGGAGGACAUUGAUGCUCUCAGUGUGCUGCUGCUGGUGAACAAGAGGCCACCCUGAGCUCUACUCCCCUCCCCCCACCAGCAACCCGAGGUCCCAGCUAAAGAGUGACUCCAUGGCUGCUCCCGUCCCGUGGGCCUGCUGUGCUGUGCUUGCUGCCGCCGCUGCCGUGGUUUAUGCCCAGAGACACAGUCCACAGGAGGCACCCCAUGUGCAGUACGAGCGCCUAGGCUCGGACGUGACAUUGCCAUGUGGGACAGCAAACUGGGAUGCAGCUGUGACUUGGCGGGUGAAUGGGACAGACUUGGCCCCUGACCUGCUCAACGGCUCUCAGCUGGUGCUUCAUGGACUGGAACUGGGCCACAGCGGCCUCUAUGCCUGCUUCCACCGUGACUCCUGGCACCUGCGCCAUCAAAUCCUGCUCCAUGUGGGCUUGCCGCCACGAGAGCCUGUGCUCAGUUGCCGCUCCAACGCUUACCCCAAGGGUUUCUACUGCAGCUGGCAUCUGCCCGCCCCCACCUACAUCCCCAACACCUUCAAUGUGACCGUGUUGCACGGCUCCAAAAUCAUGGUCUGUGAGAAGGACCCAGCCCUCAAGAACCGAUGCCACAUUCGCUAUAUGCACCUGUUCUCCACCAUCAAGUACAAGGUCUCCAUCAGUGUCAGCAAUGCUCUGGGCCACAACGCCACGGCCAUCACCUUCGAUGAGUUCACCAUCGUGAAGCCCGACCCCCCAGAAAACGUGGUAGCUCGGCCGGUGCCCAGCAGCCCUCGACGACUAGAGGUGACGUGGCAGACUCCCUCGACCUGGCCUGACCCCGAGUCCUUUCCUCUCAAGUUCUUUCUGCGCUACCGACCUCUCAUCCUCGACCAGUGGCAGCAUGUGGAGCUUAAUGAUGGCACAGCACACACCAUCACGGAUGCGUAUGCCGGGAAGGAGUACAUCAUCCAGGUUGCAGCCAAGGACAACGAGAUUGGGACAUGGAGUGAUUGGAGCGUGGCCGCCCAUGCCACACCCUGGACUGAGGAGCCCCGACACCUGACCACGGAAACUCAGGCCCCAGAGACCACGACCAGCAUCACCAGCUCACUGACGCCCCCACCUACCACGAAGAUCUGUGACCCCGAGGAGCUGGGCAAUGGCAAUGGCGGAGGGCCGUUGGCACCCUUCCCAACCUGGGUCCCUGUCACUCUGGCCCUGGCCACCGCUGCUGCCACUGCCAACAGUCUCCUGAUCUGAGCCCGGCACCCCGUGAGGACGCGCCAGCGCACCUGCAGAGGAGCAGGAAGCCGGAGCUGAGCCCGCAGACCCCGGUUUCUAUUUUGCACACGGGCAGGAGGACCUGCAUUCUCUCUCUUCAGACACAAUUUGUAGAGACCCCGGUGGGCCUGGGCCCGCCACCCCCAGCCCUCCCAUACCACUUAGCUUCCUUCCUCCUUCGGGGAAGGAGGACCUUGCCACCAUCCCACCCACCAAAGACCCAUCCCACCUGCCCCUUCAGGCUGGACCCUCCCACACCGGUGACUCCCAGGAGCCCAUGGGGGGCCUGAGGGGGCACCUCACACAGUUUCUCCUCCUGCCCCAGCCUCCUGUCUGUCCCAGGGUCUCUAUUGCCACCAUCAGAUUAUAAGCUCCUGAUGCUGGGGGGGCCCAGCCACCCCCUCCCCCCAGCAUCCACACUUUUCAGCCCCCCACCUCUGCCCGUUUUGUACACCCCUCUGCUUUCCCAGAUCCUGCCCCACAGUAUUUAAUGCCCUGUCAGUCCCUUCUAGUCUGACUCAAUGGUAACUUGCUGUAUUUGAAUUUUUUAUAGAUGUAUAUACAGGGGUGGGGGUGGGGGUGGGGGUGGGGGGGAAGGGUUCUCAUUAAACGUUACCAUU